GCGGCUGGCCAAGCCGGGCCGGGCCGGGCUGCUCCUCGCUGCGAACCGGACGGCGGAGCGGGGAGCGCCGCGCUGCCCUGCGUCACGGGAGGCUGGCGGCUGGCUCCGCCACCCCCUCCGGCAACGGGACCGGCACCGGCAGCGGGACCGGCAUCGGCACCGGCAACGAGACCAGCCCCGGUACCGCCCCCGGUAGCGGGACCAGCCUCGGCACCGGUUCCGCCAUCCCCACUGGCAACGGGACCAGCCCCGGCACCAUCUCCCCCGCCGGCACCGGCAUCAGCACCGGCACCCCCGCCAGCCCCACCGCCGUGCCCUCCACCUCCGUCCUGCGUGAGAUUUACGGAUUUCAGGGAAAAACCAAACCCCACCAGCCGCCGGGAAAGUCGGCCCGGAAAGGAAAUCCCGGGAUCACUGGGAGGUUGGGCAGGGUUUGGGGUCGUUCCCGACGAUUUCCCAGCGCCCACCGACAGCUGGCAGGGGAAAAUUUGGGGUGUUUUAUCCACAGGACCCCCGAGAAAAGUCGCUUGGGAUAUAUCUCCUCGCUGGCAGCCAGAGGUUUUCCUCACGGAAAGUGAAACCUCGGGAUCGGCGUCCCGGCCAGAUAAACCCUGCGUGGACAUGGCAGAGCCCGGCUCUUGGGCCGGCCGGGGUUCACAUCCCGGAGGAGCCAGGGAAACGCCGCUCGCCUGACCAGGAAUCUUGUUUUUAUCCAGGAAAUGUCGUUUUUAACUGGGGAAUGUCGUUUUUAACUGGGGAAUGUUGUUUUUAACAGGGGUGCCGGGAUCGGGGGGGUCACUUGGACACACGGAACUUGGCGUCACCUCGUAAGGGAUUUCUUCUUCACCGUUUUUUUUUUUUAAUUUCUCUGGGAAAGCGGCCAAGCCAUUUCCCACAGCGCGUGGUGGUGAUCCCGGAGCCGAGCGAGCCUGUGGUAUUGCCGGGGGGGGGGGUGUUUUGGCUGGGGGGAUUGCGUUCCGCUGUCCCCCCCCUCCUCUUCCCGACCCGCGACCGGCCAUGGCGUUGAAAGCCAGAGCGCUUUACAACUUCCAGAGCGAAAACAAAGAGGAGAUCAGCAUCCAGGAGAACGAGGAGCUCGUCAUCUUCAGUGAGAACUCCCUGGACGGGUGGUUACAGGGCCAAAACAGCCGCGGGGAGACCGGCCUCUUCCCUGCUUCCUAUGUCGAGAUCCUCCGCUCCCGGUCGGGUUCCAACUACACGGACUACUCCAGCAGCCCGGCCGGCUCCCCCGGGCACGACUCCUCCUUCUACUCAGCAUCCCCCAAUCCCGGCAUCUCCUACCAGGGCAGUUUUGAGGACGACGAUGAUGAUGAUUGGGAUGACUGGGACGAUGCGUGCACGGUGGUGGAGGAGCCCCAGAGCGCCUCGGGUACCAAUGGGCACCCCUCACCCAAUCUGCAGUACCCGGAGGCCUAUGGCCACCACCAGCAUGCCGGUUACCGGCCCAAGCCGGCGCUGGAGAGGCAGGAUAGCAUGAGCUCCUCCAAGAGGGGCAGCGUGGUAGGGAGGAACCUCAACCGCUUCUCCUGCUUCGUCCGCUCCGGUGUGGAAGCCUUCAUCCUGGGCGACGUGCCCCUGAUGUCCAAGAUCUCUGAGACAUACUGCAUCGAGAUGGGCUCCAGAGGUCCCCAGUGGAGGGCGAACCCCCACCCCUUCAUCUGUUCCGUGGAGGACCCCACCAAGCAGACCAAGUUCAAGGGCAUCAAGAGCUACAUCUCCUACAAGCUGACCCCCAGCAACAUCAACUCGCCCGUGUACCGGCGGUACAAGCACUUCGACUGGCUCUACAACCGCCUCCUGCACAAGUUCACAGUGAUCUCGGUGCCCCACCUGCCCGAGAAGCAGGCCACUGGCCGCUUUGAGGAGGACUUCAUUGAGAAGCGCAAGCGGCGACUGAUCCUCUGGAUGGACCACAUGACCAGCCACCCCGUCCUCUCCCAGUACGAGGGCUUCCAGCACUUCCUCUGCUGCCGUGACGAGAAGCAGUGGAAGCUGGGCAAACGCCGGGCGGAAAAGGAUGAGAUGGUGGGUGCCAGCUUCCUCCUCACCAUCCAGAUUCCCACGGAGCACCAGGACCUGCAGGACGUGGAGGACCGCGUGGACGCCUUCAAGGCCUUCAGCAAGAAGAUGGACGACAGCGUCCUGCAGCUGACCAAUGUGGCCUUGGAGCUGGUGCGCAAGCACGUGGGGGGCUUCCGGAAGGAGUUCCAGAAGUUGGGCAAUGCCUUCCAAGCCAUCAGCCACUCCUUCCACAUGGACCCUCCCUACAGCUUGGAUGCCCUCAACAACGCCAUCUCCCACACAGGCAAGACGUACGAGACUGUGGGGGAGAUGUUUGCUGAGCAGCCCAAGAAUGACCUGUUCCUCAUGCUGGACACGCUUUCCUUAUAUCAAGGGCUCCUCUCCAACUUUCCAGACAUCAUCCACCUCCAGAAAGGCGCCUUCGCGAAGGUGAAGGAGAGCCAGCGGAUGAGCGACGAGGGCAGGAUGGACCAGGAGGAGGCUGACGGGAUCCGCAAGCGCUGCCGCGUGGUGGGCUUCGCCCUGCAGGCCGAGAUGAACCACUUCCACGAGCGCCGCGUGGCCGACUUCAAGAGGAUGAUGCAGUCCUACCUAAGACAGCAGAUCGUCUUCUACCAGCGCGUCAGCCAGCAGCUGGAGAAGACACUGCGCAUGUAUGACAACCUCUAACGCCUCCACUUGCUCUGCCCGCAGCCUCGCACGCCUCCUCUGUCUGUGACAGACUGAGAACUAACAGGAACUCGUCACGCUAGAGACCAAAUGACUUUGGGCUUUCCUCCCCCUUCCCGGGCCUGUGGGGAAGGGCUCGCCUGCAGGUUGGCUGUGCCACCUCUUUUCCUGGGGACCUCCCACCCUGCCAUGGGUCUGGUGGGGGCACAGGAGGCUCACAAGAGAGACAGUAACAGUGGAGGUAACAGUGCUGCCCAGUGAUUUUUAGCUUUCUGAAAACCCACUCUCCUGGAGCAGAGGCAGGUGCAUCCCAGCCUGCUGGGAGAAGAAGUCCAAGCGGUCAACAUUUUGCACACUAAAAGCUUUUCUGAUGGAAAAAAGAGAAGGAAACAGAUCUUUAUUUGGAAGAGAUUUUUUUGUUUGUUUGUCAUGAGAUAUUUUCAAUAUUUUCCAUUUUUCUGCAGCAUUUUUACUGAUCAGUUUUUAACUAGAUGCCCAGAGGCGAAGGGAAAUCUCUUUCUUGAGCAUGGCUGCUGACUGGGAAAAGGGAGAAAAAAAAAAAAAAAGGGAAAAAAAAAAAAAAGCCCCACAGCCUUUUCAAUAAAAUUGUUGGUAGAAAAAACA
This is a messenger RNA of Chiroxiphia lanceolata (lance-tailed manakin), 3336 nucleotides long. RefSeq names its product sorting nexin 33 (gene SNX33). The transcript has 2 exons. Gene Ontology annotation, cellular component: cytoplasmic vesicle; plasma membrane. Gene Ontology annotation, biological process: mitotic cytokinesis; plasma membrane tubulation; endosomal transport. Bases 1018 to 2712 code for a protein of 564 amino acids. The record is from RefSeq and is a predicted model, not a curated record. Lineage: Eukaryota; Metazoa; Chordata; Aves; Passeriformes; Pipridae. Gene Ontology annotation, molecular function: phosphatidylinositol binding; protein binding.